GCUGCUGUCAUCUGACAUCUCCCGCAUUUCCGUCUUUUGGUCUCAAUCCACAGUUUUUAAGUUGUUUUAGGGGAGUAGAUUCUAGCAAUUCGUCUACCCUCUGAGACGCUGCGUGGAUGCAUCCAAUUGUGGUCAGUGAAGCUUUUUGGGACUGCAUGAAGGUCAUCUUUCCUUGAAAUUGCUCUGUAUUUCCGAGGAACAAAAAGGGUUUGAUGCAUAAUUCAAUGGUGAUUCGCUUCAUGCAAUGUUCAUAGAGAUUUUAGGUGCACGACAAAAUGUCAACCAUCUGGAUUUACCAGAGAAAAUCUAAGAAAAUGGAAUUUGGCAGUCAAACUGAAAAGCUUAAGGAGCCUCCUGAGGUGCAUGACUACAGGAUUCCAAUAACUCCUGCAAAAUCUACACCAGCCAGACUGCAAAAAGUCUAUGCCAAAAGGUGCCUGGAAGGCAACUCAGGAAUUAGUUUUCUGGGACAGAUUUAUGAACAGGAGGCUAAGAAAAUGGAAUUUGGCAGUCAAAUUGAAAAGCUUAAGAAGCCUCCUGAGGUGCAUGACUACAGGAUUCCAGUAACUCCUGCAAAAUCUACACCAGCCAGACUGCAAAAAGUCUAUGCCAAAAGGUGCCUGAAAGGCAACUCAGGAAUUAGUUUUCUGGCACAGAUUUAUGAACAGGAGGCUAAGAAAAUGGAAUUUGGCAGUCAAAUUGAAAAGCUUAAGGAGCCUCCUGAGGUGCAUGGCUACAGGAUUCCAGUAACUCCUGCAAAAUCUACACCAGCCAGACUGCAAAAAGUCUAUGCCAGGAGGUGCCUGAAAGGCAACUUGGCACAGAUUUAUGAACAGGAGGCUUGUGAUAGGAUUUCUCCAGACAAAAACAAGGAGGAAAAAGAACAACAGAUAUCUCACCUUAUCUAUGAUAGGGAAGAUGUUGGAAUUGCUUCUUGUGGUUCAAAGGACUCUGAAUAUUCAGGAAGUUGUCUUCUUGAAGCUGCUUUGGCUGCUGAACUGGUAACAAAAGUUCAGAGAGGGGGACCUGCAUGUUUUGAUAAUGACAAUUCAGGAUGUUCAGGGAAAGGAGAAGGAAACGGAGGAGGAGAAGGAGACUUUAGUUGUCAGGAGACAAUUGGCAGUCUGGAAAAUAUCAAGGCUUUUACUGAUAAUGUAUCUAGACGUUUAGAUUUUUGGACCUCAGAGGAGUCCAAUAAAGUCCUCUAUGAAUUGAAUGCACCACUGGACAGCACUCCUUCUGAGUUCUCCACUUGUCCCAGUGGAGCUACUCCUGCCUUUCAAGAAUCCGAAACUACAACAAUCCAAGGUGAAGCAUCUCAGGAAUCCUCAAAUGCUGCAAUACAAGAUGCAAUUGGCUGGAAAACUGUUCCUUCUUUUCAGGUUUCGGCUUCUAGAAUUGACAGGAAUACUGUAGAACUUGAUAGAGAGAACCUUUUGCCUGAAAGGCAUAAUCUCUUGCACAACUUAGAUAUGGAGAAUGAUAAUAGCAAAGUGGAAUCUCAUGUAACUUGGUUGAACUUGAAUGCAGGUGAUCAAGAAAAAGUUUCAAAAGUUGGUUUUAUUUCUUUGGUGGAAAAUGAGAAGCUUCACUUUGGUGAGUGCUUAGAGCCAGCAACUCCAAUGUUGAAACACAAUGUCAACAAAAGACCAAGAAAUCUCACAGAUGUGAACCAAAGGCCACUAAAGAGAUCCAAAAGAAGGAAACACAGAUAUAGGCCCAAAAUAGCUGGUCAAGGUAGAUCCAAAAGAACAGUCAAGAAUUCACCUGUAGAAAACAAUGAGAAGAGGAAGCAUGUUACAAAAACUCAGUGUACGGUGAAGAAGGACAAGAAUAAGUAUGUUAGGAAAACUGGGUCCAAGAAGAAGGUGGAAAGAAUUAUCCUACAAACCUCAACUGCAGAGCACUGUGCUGAAAUGAUUGCUGCAAAGUCGAGCUUCUUGAGUGUAGCAGAACAGCCAAAUGAUGACAACAUGAUGGAAAUUGUGAAACCAAAUGUGGGUGGAGUACUAGAAAGUUCUAGUACAGGAUGCCUGUCAAGUGAUGACGAAGUGAUGCUGCCAACUGUGUCAAUUGUAUUGGAACUUGGUGCAAGCCAUGCCAAUGAUAUGAAGCCAGCUAUGCAAUCUGAAGUGGGUUGUUUUGGAGGGAAGAAGUUGUCGUAUCUUCACUUGGAAAUAAAACCAUUCAGAUGGAGCACUUAUGGAAUAAGGUCUGCAAGGGAUUAUUGUAGAAAUCCUUUUGUAAGAAAGAAAAUUGGUCUCCAACUUUGGUCCUCAUGGGUUCAUCCAAUGCCAUCUAAAGUAAACCAUUGUCUCAGUAAUAGUAGAAAAAUUGGACCUAAUUUCCCAAAAAGAUGCAAGAGAAAGAGGAUGAGACGGAGGAAAUCGAUUGUGUCCGUCAUUUCUAGUUUUCUCCACUUGUGUGGUUGCAUGAAACAGUUUAUACCAAGGGGAAAUUUGUCAUCCCAUGCUAUAAUUCAAAUAUGUAAUCAGAUACUUAACAUUACUAACAACCAAACUGGUUGUUAUUUAAAAGCGUCGGCAUCAGAUCCCUUUCAACGAUUAACCAUUGGUGAAGGAAAAGGCGAAGUUGACCAUGAAAGAAAUGUACCAGAAAACUCCACUGAGAUAGGACAGUUUCUUCAACAAUCAUUUGAAGAAACAAAAGGGAUGGAAGAGGAUUUGAUGGCAACUCCAUGUGAAAGAAACUCACUGAGAAAUUGUUUUGAGAUUGGACUUCCUCUUAGACAAGCAUCAACGAAUGAAGAACAUGGGAAUCAAAUGAUUUAUCCUAUUGAAGCACAAAAACUGGAGAAAAAAGUAACACAGAAUUGCAUUGAAAUUAGACCAGUUCCUAUCUAUUCAAAGUCGCAAGAUGGGAGUUCACUGGAACAUCAGGAGCUUCAACGUACUGCCAAAUCAAGAGGUCUUCCAAAAGUAUUUAAUAGAGAGGUUACUGUUAAUCAGAAAGAUGGAGAUGUGUCAAUGAAUCAAAUUAGUGAUGUAAGUCAUAUAGUUCCCCAUCAGGGUUCUGAUUCUACCAAAAAGCCAAGACCGAAGGUUGUUUUAGACUCAGAGACAUUAAGACGGUGGAAUCAGUUGAUGAAAAUAGAUGAUGGUGCAGGUGAAGAAAAGGUAGACAAAGAAAAAGAGAAAAUGUGGGAAGAAGAAAGAAACAUUUUCCGUGGACGGGUAGAUUCAUUUAUUUCUCGAAUGCAUCAAGUUCUAGUUUUUACAGGUGACAGAAGGUUCAAACUGUGGAAAGGAUCAGUGGUGGAUUCAGUGGUAGGAGUUUUCUUAACUCAGAAUGUUUCUGAUUUUCUUUCAAGUUCUGCUUACAUGUCACUUGCUGCAAAGUAUCCCGUUGAGUCAACAAGUAUUCCAAAAGCAUCUGUUGAUGCCCUGAAGGACAAAGAUAGCCAAGAAUCCACUAGAAGGAACAUCAUGUCCAUUGAAGCAACACAAGAUUCAUGUGGCAACCAAUAUUUUGUCAGUGAACCUGAACCAGAAACCCCGGUGGAUAUAGUGCAAGAAAUAAGUUUGGCAGAUAUUGAAGACAUUGGAACUACCAUCUUGCCUCGGGAAUAUUGUAGACAUGAAAGCGAAGUCCUAAUAUGUUCUUCUAGUGCAUGCCACAAAAGCUUUAAUUUCGCACUCAUGGAAGAUUGUCAAACUGAAAAUGUAGUCAGGGAGAAGGCAUCAUCUGACAUGUGUUCUUUGCCUCCGCAGUGCACUUCACAAGUUGGGACGAAAGGGAUUUUGCACAUCCAAAGUGAAAUGAAUGAAAUCCAAUUGAACAUUCUUAAUCUAGUCAAAAGCGUCCGAACGGCUUUGAAACAAGCUGCUGAUAAGACUAGAAAGAUGACAAGAGGGAAGAAAGAGAAUGUUAAGGAAAAAGAGAAUGUUAAGGCGAAAGAAGUAGAAAAGAUUGAUUGGGAUAGUCUGAGAAGAAUAUAUUCCAGACCAAGAACUAGGGACCAAAAAGAUUCUGUGGAUUGGGAGUCCGUUAGACAAGCACCCUUAACUGAGAUUGCUGAAGUCAUUAAAUUACGGGGCCAGCAAACUAUUAUUGCAAAAAGAAUACAGGACUUCCUUAAUCGAGUAUAUGAGUAUCAUGGAAGCAUCGACUUGGAAUGGUUACGAUAUGCACCACAAGAUCUUGUGAAGGAAUACCUGUUGGAGAUACCAGGAUUGGGCUUGAAGAGUGUGGAAUGCGUACGACUUUUGGCGCUUGAAAACAAUGCUUUCCCUGUCGACGUAAAUGUUGGUCGAAUAUCAGUGCGUUUAGGAUGGAUCCCCUUGGAAUCCCUCCCUGGAGACCUUCAAUUUCACCUUUUAGAAGAGUACCCAGUCAUGGAUUCCAUUCAACAAUAUCUCUGGCCCCGACUAAGUGAACUUGAUCAAAGAACACUGUAUGAAUUGCACUAUCAGAUGAUAACUUUUGGAAAGGUGGUUUGCACAAAGAAAAAUCCAAAUUGUGUUGCUUGUCCAAUGAGAGCAGAGUGCAGACAUCUUGCCAGUGCAAUUGCAAGUGCAAACCUUUGCCUGCCAGGCCCAUCAAAUAAAGGUGAAGAGAGAUCUAUGGUUCCCAAAAUACCCAUCACAAACUCUGCUUUGGUUGGAAACAAUGUUGUGGUCAUCAAUCCAGUAUCAGUCUCAAUUUUAGAGUCUAACAAUACAUUGGAAUCUGGGUUGAGAACCGAAAGUUGUGAACCCUUAAUAGAAGAGCCUAAAUCACCACAACUUGAGCAGGACAUAGAAGAUUUUGUAACGGGUGAAGAUGAAGAAGAAAUCCCUGGUGAAGCUAUCAUAGAUGAUGAAGAAGAAAUCCCUACUAUCCAACUCAACAAUGAGUCUUUCAAGGAAAAAGUAAAUUACUUUAUGGACAAGUAUGGGCGCAGUUUCCAGACCGGUAGUUCAUCAAGAGGUUUGGUUCCUCUAUCUGUGAGUGUUGAUUCAAUUCCAAUCCGCAAAUUGAAGCAGACUAGUCGAUUGCGAACAGAACAUCAAGUUUAUGAAAUUCCAGAUAAUCAUGAGCUACUAAGAGGGCUAGAGAAACGAGAUUGUGAUGAUCACUCGCCUUACCUUCUUGCUAUAUGGACUGCAGGUGAAACUCCAGAUUCAUGUGAGCCCCCUAAGAAAAGAUGCAAUUCUCAAGGACCAGAACUUUGUAAUGAUCAGACAUGCUUUUCUUGUCAAAGUGUUCGGGAAGAAAGAGCUGAAAUAGUUCGCGGAACGAUUAUGAUACCUUGCAGAACAGCAAUGAGAGGACGAUUUCCACUCAAUGGCACUUAUUUUCAAGUUAAUGAAGUAUUUGCUGACCAUGAAUCAAGUUACAGCCCGAUUAUUGUUUCUAGGAGUUUAAUCUGGCACCUAAAGAGACGGAUUGUCUAUAUCGGUACAUCACCAUCAUCAAUAUUUAGAGGAACUUCUUCAAUCAGAGAUAUUCAAGAAAAUUUCUUGCGAGGUUUUAUUUGUGUGAGAGGAUGGGAUUCAAGAACACGUGAACCGAAACCUCUUGCCAAAAGAUUCCAUUGUCCACCUGGUAAGAUGAAGAGGACUGGAAAAAGGGGCAAUCAUGCCGGAAUUGCUGCUAAUUAAGGUUCCAGCAAGCAUGUUUCAUGGUGGGAAGAUAUUUUUGAUGAUGAUGAAGAAAUCCAAUCAUCCAGCUCAACAAUGAGUUUCUCAAGGAAAUGUAAAAAGAGCACAGUUGAAGUUGAGAGCAGGAACUAAUUAUACCCAAAAUGUAACGGUCAAGGCUUGAGUUGGGAACAAACUCAUAGAUGAGAAGCUUCUCCCUUUCCUAUAGGCAGAAACCUAGAAGCCUAACCAAGUUUCUGUGUUGAAGCAUGGCAACUAAUUGGACCUCAUUUUAAAAUUCAACUUCUCCUUGUCU
Molecule: messenger RNA, 5898 nt
Organism: Manihot esculenta (cassava)
Lineage: Eukaryota; Viridiplantae; Streptophyta; Magnoliopsida; Malpighiales; Euphorbiaceae
Exons: 21
Coding region: 276-5603 (1775 amino acids)
Biological process (GO): base-excision repair
Molecular function (GO): DNA N-glycosylase activity; DNA demethylase activity
Source: RefSeq, a predicted model, not a curated record